AUGGACGUGAUAAGACCUGGACAUGCGCAUAGGAGUAGUUCGGAUCGGUUGUUGAAUAAUUAUCUUGAUUCUCAAAAAGGUCUAGCAACAGCCCUUCUCACCCUCCUCUCUCAUUCUCACUCCUCCACAUCAUCUCUACUAGCCUACGUAACCUCUUCUCCAGGUGUCAUUCCUCCUAUCCGUCGUGCAGUUCGUCACGCAGCAUUCGAAGGACCUCUUUCCGCUUCUUUACUAGAAAAUGCAGCAUACCACGAACACUCCACUUCACCCGAUACAGGUACACCCGGUUGGGCAGCCUACGUAUCUUCACUCGAACAAUUCCGGAAAGAUCUCAAACAGAUCCAUUUACUUGAAGAAGAGUUGAGUCGAGUGAAAAGAGAUAGAGAGAUUUUAGUCACGAGAUUGAUCAAGACUACCAAGACUAAACCUACAAGAAACGAUCUGAGUGCUAUGGCGAAUAGCUAUUCUCAAUCUGGUUAUGGAAGGGAGAAUAUGAGUUCUAGAGCUUCUGUUUUAUCUGUUAGUUCAGGAGGGAGCGUAGUGACGAAAGAAGGAAAGAGAGCUGGGAAGUUGGCAGAAGCUCAGGCGGAAUUGUUAGGUUGUGAAGAACAUUUAAGGGGGUUGGAAGUUAGGAUAGAGGCGGAGAGAAAUAAAGUCAUGUUGAGAGGUUUGGAGGAGAGGUUUAAGGCGAUGGAGGUGGUGGGUCAGAUGUGGGUAGGUCAGGCUAAAAGAGGCUUGGAUGAGUUGGUUAGGGUACAUGGCGCUUCAGAGACAGCUUACGAGAACGACUCGGCCAAUGGAUCCAUCGCUCCGUACGAAUCCGCAUCUCAAAGUGGCUAUGAAGACCACUCCGGCCAUCAUCUCCACAAAAGUGGUCAUCUCAAUGGCGCCGGUUCUAUCACUGGAAGUAUAGCGGAAGAAGAUGAGGAUGGUUCAUCCACCGAUGAAGGACACGGACGGGCACUAGUUGUUCAUGAAAAUCGACCCGGUGGUCGUUCCCCUGUCCGGGCUAACACUGCCAGCCGUGCUCAUCGACCGAAUCGACCAUCGCCUCUAGGGGUUCCAUCAGUCGUCGCUCCUCGACCUCAAUCUUCAGCCGCCUACAACAACCCUCGAUCUGGCGGACGCAGAGUGGCAAGUGACGUCGGUGCUUCCAGUUACCACCCACCAGCCAGUAGACAAUCCCUUCGAAGAACAUUCUCUCAUGAAGAUCGUAGAGCUGGAUCUGAUACUUCAAGUGUUCGUCAAGGUUCGACAGGAGGGAAGAAGAAACGUGGUUUCUUCGCCAGUCUUUCCCGGUUUUUCAAAGGUCCCAAAAAGCCCGAAGGUUCAAGGACGGGAAGAGAUUCCCCUGCCUAUGGUGCUUCUUCAACCAAGUGGCACACUCGGACGGAAAGCAAUAUCAAACGAGUCAGCACUUUUGGUCGAUCCGCUGCAGACUCCAGCUCAGACGAUGAAGGGGGUAAUUUAGUUUCGGUCAAUAAUAAUCGAGAUAACACAUGGUCUGUCGAUCAAGUGGGAAGAGUUCCUUCAAAGGCUCACAAACGCUCUUCAACCUUACCAGUAGCUUCCGGUCUCAUACCACCUAAACCGACAAAGUCUGAUCUUGGAGCGAACAGGGUGGGCGGGUCGCAAUCAACCCUCACGAUGAAGAACACUGCUUCUAAACGUGCUACAUCACCUUUACCUGUAGGUGCAAAGGCAACAGGUGCGGCUGCUCCCACCUCGGGUACGUUGGGUAGAUCAGGAACUGUCAAGUCGACCCAAUCAGCAACUUCGACUGGGACAGUCAAGAAGACGAGACAAAAUGGUACUGCACAAGGUAGAAACAUUAUGUCAAUGAUCGAAACUAAGGACGCAGCGCCUGUCAUGCCUGAAGUACCUAAGGCUCCAAGAAGUCAAAUCACACCUCAGAUGGAACUUGUCAAAGCACCCGGAACUUCCAUCAUCCCAGCUUCAGCAUCUGCUCCAGUUCUUAAAUCUGCUCCGAUGUCUAAACCUACCGUUCCUCUUCCUAAGACAGUUGCUCCUGCCACCAACGGUGACCUCCCUCGACCAUUGUCACGAAUUAACAGUGUCAAGAAAGUCUCACAACCCCCAACUGCGACAUCAACUGCACGUUCUUCCACCCCUUUACCUCCAUCACGAACAUUGGCUCCACCUCUGAAAUCAGCUAUGCGUCCUACCAGUCCCAGCCCCCCGACCGAGGCUCCACUUACGCUUCCUCCUCCUAAUCUCUUCACCAUCACCGCUCCAGGACCGGUCCAACUUCCUGUGGAGGAAAAGCCCAUUCCGAAACAGAUCAGACCUGCUUCACCUGUCAAGCGUCUCUCGUAUCAGUCGACCAACACCGAAGGUGGAAGCGUGUAUGAAUCUGCAAACGACUUCUUCGACGCUGAGGAUGGUGCGGAUUCGUCUUCAUCUGAAGAUGAGUUAGAGGGAUAUCAAGUCGUGGAGAAUUCCUUGAACGCUAAAGCGGGGGAAGUAGCAGGAUCACCGAAAGUUGAACGUAUCCAUUCUGAAGCACAUGGGGUGGAAGAGGUUCACUCGGAUUACGCUUCCGAUGAUACAGAUACAGGCAAAACUCUUGUUCCAUCUGCGCAAAUUCUGCCACAACAACAAUCACCACAACCUGCACAAAACUCCACUUUGGAAUCCAUUCCAUCGAAGGAGAUGACAGAAUCUCCAGGGGCUGUCCGUAGAAAGAGCGUCAGGAUGGCAGUUCCAGAUUCACCAGCUGAACCUCAUCCACCUACAGGAUCCCCGCUCAAGUUACCCGCUACUUUGAUGGACGAAGAAAGAGCACCGAGUCCUGAACCGGAACGUCCAACGGGUCAAUGGAGCAGUAGGAUAUCUACGGGUGUGAGGGAAGAUGAAAGUGAGGAAAGUGAUCAGGACGAAACUUAUAAGAAAGCGAAAAAAGGGUUGGUGAAGAACACAGGGAGAUGGGAAGCUGUACAGAUGGCUAAAGAGGCAGGGGAGAGGUUAAAAGCUAAGAGAAGUGGGGCGGGUGGGGCGGGUAGUGCCAGGAGUUCCAGCAGGAGGAGUGUCAGAUGAGAUGGAAAGAGUCGCAAUGAAGCACUCGUAUGAGUGUAAGAGAAGGAUGAGAGGUAAAAGAUCAAGUGAGGUUUAUAAGAGGUUUUUGCAUCUGAAGGGAUCUUUGUUGAACAGAAUGGGAAUUGGAAAUUAAUGUAAUGGAGCGUAUAAUGAUAUGGAUAAUUUUCUACUGCU
Messenger RNA from Tremella mesenterica DSM 1558, 3231 nucleotides. RefSeq lists its product as uncharacterized. NCBI's taxonomy places the organism in Eukaryota, Fungi, Basidiomycota, Tremellomycetes, Tremellales, Tremellaceae. Bases 1 to 3057 code for a protein of 1018 amino acids. Gene Ontology annotation, biological process: endocytosis; negative regulation of protein kinase activity; eisosome assembly. The transcript is spliced from 4 exons. Gene Ontology annotation, molecular function: lipid binding. The record is from RefSeq and is a predicted model, not a curated record. Gene Ontology annotation, cellular component: plasma membrane; eisosome filament.